Molecule: messenger RNA, 1719 nt
Organism: Maudiozyma saulgeensis
Lineage: Eukaryota; Fungi; Ascomycota; Saccharomycetes; Saccharomycetales; Saccharomycetaceae
Source: the annotation of a GenBank genome assembly
AUGCAUGAAAUCAGCGAAAUUGAAAUGACAAAUUCUGAGAUUGAUCAUAUUUUAGAAUCAGAAUAUCAUGAUAUUGAAUCUUCUGAAAAUUCCGACCCAAAUAUAGCAGCCACUACAGAACAUCCUUUAUCAAAACGAUUUAGAGAUGAAAUUAGGCAACAACAUGCACAUUUAAAUAUCUGGCAGAGACCGAGCCUCUUUGUGAUAUGUACAAUUAUUUCCUUAUACAGUCUUUCUGAGAUGCUAUUUAUUACACCAAUGAUUACACUUUCAUUGAAUAAAAUUUGUGAAAGUUUACCACAAGAUACAGGUAUCAAUGAAUCCACUUUAUGUGAUAUGAGCCAUGUACAAACUAUAACCUCAUUUAUUACCUGUGUUAAAAUGGUUUUAAGUAAUUUGAUUAGUCUUGUUGUUGCUGGAAAGAUUGGACCAUUGUCAGAUAGAAUAGGUAGAUCCAAAAUAUUCGUAUAUAUGGGGUCCGUAACACUUAUUGGUAAUGCAAUGAGUGCUUUCUCUGUAUCAUCAUAUGUUGAUACACACAUCUAUUUCAUUAUCUUUGCAGGUUCAAUCACCUCUUUUACUGGGGGAACUUUUGCUUUAAUUGCUAACAUUAAUAGUUAUAUUACCGAUGUUAUUGAACCUAGUGAUAGAACUGUGAGCAUGGGUACAGUUGGUAGUAUAAUGCAUGCAAUGGCAGGAUUAGCACCAUUGUUAAGUUCAUUCAUUAUCAAAGUUAAUAAUGGUAACGAUAUGGUAUCAAUAUAUUGCUCCUUUCUAUCAAUAUCUUUAUUUAUAUUAAUUUGCACUUUUUUUGUUAGAGAAUCAAGACAUCCAGAAGCAAUGGAAAUGUCUGAAGCUUCGCAUAAAAAGAGACAGGAAUCUAUGGUAAGUUUACAUUCUAUUAGAUUAAGUGUGUCUAAUACAUUUAUUCAUAAAAUAAAACAAUACAUCCAUUUUAGAAUAAUUAAGAUUUUAGAUAUUUUUUCACCAUUAAAAGAGUUAUGGUUGCCCCCAACAAGACAAGGAUCUUUAAUACCAAGAUAUAAUGUAUUAUUAUUAGUUACAUUGGAUUCAAUAAUUAUAUUUGCAACAGUAGCACAUAUGCCUGCAUUAAUUCUUUUCACUACAUAUGAAUAUAAUUGGAAAUCAAUUGAAAUUGGUUAUUUUAUAUCAUUUUCUGGGAUAUCAAAUGCUAUUAUACUAGGUAUAUUUUCGUGGUGUGGUACAAGAUGGUUACAAAAGAAACAUACUAAAUUGAAUUAUUCUGUGGAUCGUAUAGAUAUCAAGAUUUUCCAAUUUGGUUUCAUUUGUAUAUUUAUUGCAACAAUAGCAUUUUUAAUAAACCCUUCAAAUUAUAAGAGUUUGCUCUUGUAUGUAGUUAUUAAAUGCGUCGGUGGUUGCAUGGAUCCAUCAUUACAAUCGUCCAUAACAAAAUAUUAUGGUACAAAUACUGGUCAACUCUUUGGAGCUCUUGCAUUAUUACAUAUUAUUGGCAUGCUAAUUUCACCAGCAAUUAUGUUAGGAAUAUAUGGUAUUACAGUAUCAUAUAAACCAGAAACUUUCAUGUACUUACCAUUAAUAGCAUGUAUUAUAGGUUUUGUACUAACAUAUUUCCUAAGAGUGGUAUAUAUUGAAGAACCUUUAUUUGAGGAAACACAGAUUAAUGAAGGGGCUCUUAGCCUUACCAAGAUAGACUCACAAGUUGAGCCCUUAAUUUAA